Hydatigera taeniaeformis is the source of this 234-nucleotide messenger RNA. NCBI's taxonomy places the organism in Eukaryota, Metazoa, Platyhelminthes, Cestoda, Cyclophyllidea, Taeniidae. The record is from the annotation of a GenBank genome assembly.
AUGACAAGAGAUGAUGUGUUCUGUCUUGUAUCUCAAUCAACCAACCACGCCUCCUCCUCCUCCUCCUCUCCGCCCUCCCUACUCCUCUUGCAUAUCACAUAUACUGCAUCUUCCACUCUUCCUCCACUUUCGCCUUCACCACUAACCUCUUCCUCGCCUUAUCUUUCCCCUACGACUCCUCCCAUCCACCUGCCUCCACCACCACCACCACCACCACCACCACUCAUCACUUGA